Molecule: messenger RNA, 1524 nt
Organism: Lathyrus sativus (Indian pea)
Lineage: Eukaryota; Viridiplantae; Streptophyta; Magnoliopsida; Fabales; Fabaceae
Source: the annotation of a GenBank genome assembly
AUGAAUCCUCUAGACCUUGAAGAAUUCAAAAGACAAGGCUACAUGAUGAUUGAUUUCCUCACAGAUUACUACAAAAACAUUGAAAACUAUCCUGUUUUAAGCAAUGUAGAACCUGGUUACCUUGCAGAAAAACUACCCUCUUCCCCUCCAUUUCAACCAGAAUCCAUUGAAUCAAUACUUGAAGAUGUUCAACACCAUAUAAUCCCUGGAAUCACACAUUGGAUGAGUCCUAACUAUUAUGCUUAUUUCCCUAGCAGUGGUAGCAUUGCAGGGUUUGUAGGUGAAAUGCUAAGCAAUGGAUUCAAUGUUGUUGGAUUCAAUUGGUUAUCAUCACCCGCUGCAACUGAACUUGAAACCAUUGUCAUGAAUUGGCUUGCAAAAAUGCUAAACUUACCAAAAUGUUUCAUUUUUUCAUCCAAUUUUGAAUGUGGUGGUGGUGGUGUUUUGUUAGGUACAACAUGCGAGGCUAUUUUGUGUACCCUAGUGGCUGCAAGAGAUGAAAAACUUUCUAAAAUUGGAAAAGAAAAUAUCGGAAAACUUGUUGUGUACUGUUCUGAUCAAACACAUAGUGCACUUCAAAAAGCAACUCAAAUUGUUGGAAUUCAUGCACAAAAUUUUAGAGUCAUAAAAACUGAAGGCUCCAAUUUUUUUGCUUUGUCUCGUGAGUCUUUUCUUUCUACCAUUCUUUCAGAUGUUGAAAAUGGUUUGGUUCCUUGUUUCUUAUGUGCAACGGUUGGCACAACCGCGACAAAUGCUGUUGAUCCUAUAAAGCUAUUAUGUAAUGUGGCAAAAGAGUAUGAUAUUUGGGUUCAUGUUGAUGCUGCUUAUGCAGGUUCAGCUUGUAUUUGUCCCGAAUUCAGACAUUACAUUGAUGGAAUUGAACAUGUGAAUUCUUUUAGUUUUAAUGCUCAUAAAUGGUUUUUGACUAAUCUAGCAUGUUGUUGUCUUUGGGUGAAAGAUCACAGUGCUUUGACAAAAUCACUGUCAACGUAUCCUGAAUUCUUGCGGAACGAUAAUUCCGAUUCGAAGGAAGUGAUUGAUUACAAAGAUUGGCAGAUACCCUUGAGUAGGAAAUUCAACUCACUCAAACUAUGGAUAGUUAUUCGAAGCUACGGCGUCGAGAAUCUCAAGAAGUUUCUGAGAAAUCAUGUGGAGAUGGCUAAAACAUUUGAAGGACUGGUGAGGAAAGAUGAGAGAUUUGAAAUUGUUGUGCCGACGAGAUUCGCUUUGGUUUGCUUUAGGAUUUGUCCAUCAGCAAUUAACAUUGAUAAUGGUAGUGAAGGUUGUUACUGUAUUGGAAAAAAGAUGAAUGAUGGAUAUUCGGUGAAUGAAGUGAAUCAUAAAUUGCUAGAUUCAAUAAAUGGUAGUGGUAAGGCUUACAUGACUCAUUGUGAGGUUAAUGGAGCUUUUGUUAUCAGAUGUGCUAUUGGUUCAACCUUAACAGAAGAGCAUCAUGUGACUAUGACAUGGAAAUUGGUGCAACAACAUGCAAGUUUUCUAUUAGAUACUCCUCAAACUGGUUGA